This is a messenger RNA of Pollicipes pollicipes, 975 nucleotides long. Its product is annotated as patched domain-containing protein 3-like. Lineage: Eukaryota; Metazoa; Arthropoda; Thecostraca; Pollicipedomorpha; Pollicipedidae. Gene Ontology annotation, cellular component: cytoplasmic vesicle membrane; plasma membrane. The record is from RefSeq and is a predicted model, not a curated record.
AUGGGUGCCGCCACAACUCACGCUUUCCCUCGGGCGCAGGUCAUCGUGGAAGGCCGGCUCAACUACUCGGACCCGAAGGUGCAGCAGGAGGUGGAGACGCUGCUGCAGAAACUGGAGUCGAGCCGCUUCGUGGCCGACAAGUUCUACACGGACUCGUGGCUGCGUGACUGGACGGGGACGCUGGAGUGGGGUGGCGACGUGCUGGAGGUGGACCUCUCUACAUACGAGAAGUGGACGGAAAGCCUCAAGAGGGUGAUGCUGAGCGGGCCAGGGGGCACGCCCCAGCUGGACGUGGCGUUUGACGAGACGGGCCGGCACAUCGUUGCCUCCCGCUUCAUCAUCCAGAUCAAGGAUGUCCAAGGCGAGACGGAGAGCAGCCUGAUGAUGGAGGAGCUCCGGACUAUCUGUGACCAGUCUCCGCUCGAAGCCGAAGUCUUCGAUCCUCGUUUCAUCUUCUUUGAUCAGUACACCUACGUAAGAAGCAUCACCAUACAGUCCACAGGCAUUGCUGCCAUCAUCAUGUGCAUCAUCUCGCUCAUCUUCAUCCCCAACCCGAUCUGCUCGCUGUGGGUGGCAUUCAGCAUCCUCAGCAUCGAGAUCGGCGUCAUCGGCUACAUGUCGUUGUGGGGCGUGAAUCUGGACAGCAUCUCCAUGAUCAAUCUCAUCAUGUGCAUUGGCUUCUCGGUGGAUUUCUCCGCGCACAUCAGUUACGCAUACAUGUCAGCGCACGGCAAGUCAGCCGACAAGAGAGUGGAGGAGAGUCUGUACGCCCUGGGACUGCCGAUUCUACUAGGGGGCCUCUCCACAAUAGCCGGCGUGAGCACGCUCUGUCUCGCGCCUUCCUACAUCUUUGAGGUCUUUUUCAAGACCAUCUUCCUCGUGAUCACGUUCGGCCUGAUGCACGGCCUGUUCCUGCUGCCCGUGAUGCUCUCACUAUUUUACUCCCUUCUGCAUAGGGAAAUAGUAAGACUUUGA